This is a messenger RNA of Cornus florida, 1127 nucleotides long. Its product is annotated as cell number regulator 6-like. The coding region runs from base 164 to 880 and encodes 238 amino acids. The transcript is spliced from 5 exons. Lineage: Eukaryota; Viridiplantae; Streptophyta; Magnoliopsida; Cornales; Cornaceae. The record is from RefSeq and is a predicted model, not a curated record.
GAAGAAGCUACCUUCGUGGAAAUGCUCGGGAAUUAUUUUUACAGAUUUGGCCAAAAAAACAUUAACGGAGCUUUCACUGAUUUAGCGGUUACUGCAUAUCAUAUGUCUCUGAGUUUAUAUCACCGACAAGAGUUUGCGAAGUUUGUUUCGAUUUGAAGAUCAGAUGGCGGAAGGAGGUCCACAGUCGCGUUAUGUGAAGCUGACUAAAGAUCAAGCGCCUUUGGAAGACAUUAAGCCUGGAGAACUCAAUCAGCCCAUUGAUGUUCCUCAGUUGAAUGUUCACAAGUGCAAUGAAUGUGGGCAACCUUUACCAGAAAGCUAUGAGCCUCCGGCAAAUGAACCUUGGACAACUGGGAUUUUUGGAUGUACUGAAGAUACAGAAAGUUGCUGGACAGGAGUUUUUUGCCCAUGUGUUUUGUUUGGACGUAAUGUUGAAACAUUGAAAGAAGAUAUCCCCUGGACCACACCAUGCAUUUGCCAUGCCAUUUUUGUUGAAGGUGGCAUUGCAGUUGCAGCAGCAGUGGCAGCAUUCCAUGGCAUUGACCCAAGGACAUCAUUUCUUAUUUGUGAGGGUUUAUUAUUUAGCUGGUGGAUGUGUGGCAUAUAUACAGGUCUCUUUCGGCAGUCUUUACAAAAGAAAUAUCAUCUUAAGAACUCGCCAUGUGAUCCAUGCAUGGUGCACUGCUGCAUGCACUGGUGUGCCUUGUGCCAGGAGCACAGGGAGAUGAAGGGACGUCUCUCCGAUGAUGUUGUCAUGCCAAUGACUAUUGUCAACCCUCCCCCUGUUCAAGAAAUGAGCUCUGCCGGCAACAACCAGGAUUCUGCACCAUCCUCUGCAAAUGGUGCUGAGCACACUAAUUUGGAGAUGCAACCGUUAUAGGAUCCACCGUUUCUCGUACAAAAUAAAUAUUAUAUGAUAUACUUCUGAGAGAGGGUGCAUGUUUGACUUCUUUCAUUCCUCAUGUUUUUAUUUUUUUUGAUAAUUUUGGUUUUCCCCGGUAAUGAUGUUUUUGAGAAGUUCUGAACCGCAUUAUACCGUGAACUCUUUGAUCCUCAGAAUCAGAAACCUCACUCCCCUAUGAAGGGAAAUUUAUUUUUAUAAAUGUAGCGACGAAUUGGUGCUGUUA